Sander lucioperca (pikeperch) is the source of this 1350-nucleotide messenger RNA. RefSeq names its product serpin A3-3-like. The record is from RefSeq and is a predicted model, not a curated record. Bases 51 to 1295 code for a protein of 414 amino acids. Gene Ontology annotation, biological process: negative regulation of endopeptidase activity. Lineage: Eukaryota; Metazoa; Chordata; Actinopteri; Perciformes; Percidae. Gene Ontology annotation, molecular function: serine-type endopeptidase inhibitor activity. The transcript has 6 exons.
UUCAGCUCUGGUGAUCUCUCUCUCAAUCCUCACAUCCAGAAAAGUUCACAAUGAAGAUGCGUGCAGCCGUGGGUCUCUGGGUCUUAUCAGCGGUGAUCUGCGUGGGCAGAGGCCAUCACAAUUCGGGUCGUGAAAACCUCAAGGCCGUCCCAGACACUGAAGUGGACAUCAGCGUCUCCCUGGUGAACGAAGCAAACAAAGGGUUUUCCUUCCGGCUCUACAGGAAGUUAGCAGCUCAUGCUGACUCACAGGGAGAGAAUAUCUUCUUCUCCCCGGCUAGUGUGUCGGCCGCCUUGGCUGCGUUGUCCGUGGGAGCGCAGGGGGAGACGCACCGUCAGCUUUUCAGUGGUCUGGGUUUCAACAGCAUCCUUCUGAUGCAGACAGAUGUGGACCAGGCCUUCCAGACGUUCCUCCAGAGCACCAACAACCCAUCUCAGGAGCACGCCAGCAAAGGGACCGCUGUGUUCGUGGACAAUGACUUCAAGCCCAAGCCAGAGUUCCUGCAGACCCUGAAGCAGUCGUACUUCGCAGAUGGGUUCAAUCUGGACUUCACCAAAGCCACAGAAAGUGCUGAUGCCAUCAAUAAGUACGUGGCGGAGAAGACCAACGGGAAGAUUGACAAGCUGGUGAAAGACUUGGAUCCAAGCACAGUCAUGUAUCUAAUCAGCUACAUUUAUUUCAAAGGAAAGUGGGUGACUAGGUUUGACCCUAGGCUCACCAAGAAGGAUGACUUCAAUGUGGAUGAGAACACCAAGGUUACAGUUGACUUGAUGAAUCUGAAGGAUGGUUUCAACACCUACCAAGACAAUGUGCUGAAGACAACGGUCCUUCAGCUCCCCUUCAACAGCUCCUACUCCAUGCUGCUGAUGUUGCCUGACUUCAUGGCAACACUGGAGAACGCCAUUGACCCGAACCUGGUUGCCAAAUGGUUGAAGGCUAUGAGCCCCAGGAGAUAUGAUGUAUAUAUUCCAAAGUUCUCCAUCAAGACUUCCUACAACCUCAACAAUGUGCUGUCAGGAAUGGGAAUGAAGGACAUGUUUGGUGGUCGUGCAAAUUUGAAAGGCAUUUCAGAGAAGCAAGGACUGGCAGUCUCAAGUGUUGUGCACCAAGCUAAGCUGGACGUGGAUGAGGCCGGAGCCACCGCUGCAGCUGUCACAGGCAUCAGCAUCGAACGGACUGCCCCCCUGGCCCCUGUCCCUGUGUUGAAGUUCAAUCGUCCAUUCGUGGUCAUCAUCACUGAACGCAAUACGGAAGAAAUCCUCUUCUUGGGCAAGAUUAUCAACCCAACCAUCUGAUCAUCACUUUGUUUGCUCAAGCACAGCUGUUGCAUCUCAUAAAGGAGUCAGAAAA